AUGACAGACACGACGACCAGCACUCUCUCACAAGCUUCGGGAAAAGCUGAGCAAGAUUCGGACAUGGAGCUUCGUAAUCAGUUCAUGACCGAUGUGGAACUAGCAGCUGUCGAUGAUGAACAUUUAAAGAAUACUACUGUUCGGAACCUUAUCUGGAAAAAUGUCACCGUCACUGUGAAAGACUACAAAACGAAAGAACCAAAAGCGAUUCUAGAUGACCUUAGUGGUGUAGUCGAAGCUGGAGAAAUAUGUGCUUUGAUGGGACCUAGCGGUUGUGGAAAAACUACAUUGCUGAAUGUUCUGGCCCACAGAAUUGCAGCUGCGAAAGCGACUGUAACAGGAGAAACUCUGGUCAAUGGAUCAAAUCCACCGAUGAAAGCCUUUCGAGAUAUGAGUUCAUACGUUGAACAAGAGGAUGCCCUUAUAGGCUCUUUGACUGUGCAAGAAACACUGAAUUUUGCGGCUCGUCUUGCUCAUAAGAGUUCAUUGACAAAAACCGAGCGAAUGAGGCGGAUCAGGGGCUUGCUAGAAUCAUUCGGUCUUCGUAAUCAAGCGCAUACUAUUAUUGGGACUCCAAUCCAGAAAGGUAUUAGUGGUGGUCAGAAACGACGAGUGAGCGUUGCAAGUCAACUCAUCACUGGACCUAAACUUCUCUUCUUGGAUGAACCCACGUCCGGUCUGGAUUCCGCGGCAAGCUGGGAAGUUAUGUCUUUCGUGAAAGAGGUUGCGAAACGAAACAAUCAAGCAUACACCAACCUUCUACAUCCACGUUUCAUCUGUUUGAUAAGCUGA
Sclerotinia sclerotiorum 1980 UF-70 is the source of this 792-nucleotide messenger RNA. RefSeq lists its product as hypothetical. The coding region runs from base 1 to 792 and encodes 263 amino acids. The record is from RefSeq and is a predicted model, not a curated record. The transcript has 4 exons. Lineage: Eukaryota; Fungi; Ascomycota; Leotiomycetes; Helotiales; Sclerotiniaceae. Gene Ontology annotation, molecular function: ATP binding; ATP hydrolysis activity.